Molecule: messenger RNA, 1439 nt
Organism: Paramacrobiotus metropolitanus
Lineage: Eukaryota; Metazoa; Tardigrada; Eutardigrada; Parachela; Macrobiotidae
Exons: 5
Coding region: 134-1159 (341 amino acids)
Source: RefSeq, a predicted model, not a curated record
UAGACAGGCUUAAGUUUUCAUUUAGGGUUUAGACUUCGCACACACGUUGAAUUUGUCCCUUUUGCAACGUGUAUCAUUAAGGAAAUGUCUAGUUACCUGCGCUCUUGGAAGAACAUCUAAACUUUUAUGGCCAAUGCAAACGAGAAAGCAUGUUGUAAGACGGGAACAGUGGCAACAUUUUAUGAGGGCCUACGCAACUUCCGGUUCCCCUCAUGGAAGAUAUUCUCCUUCUUCUGGAUGUACUUUUCAAAUUUGCUGCGAAAAGCUAAUAAUGCGUGUGGGGUGUGAGACUGCAACGUCGCUUCCGGUAUCCACGACCAUACCGGUAUUUUCACCAUGGACAGUGACUACCAUACAUGCAGAAACAUCUGACUCCACGGUACGACCACACGACGGGAUUGUACCGAAGGUGCGGCGUUUGACGGAGCAGUACCGCGGGAAACUAGUACGUGGACUGCUGGCUACCGUCAGCAAAAAGCACCAACUACGCAGUGAAAAGAGCACAGCGAGCAGUAGCGACGAGAGCACCUGGAAGGUUAACGGAGCGUGUGUGGAAUUCAUUGGUGGGGCACUGUAUGUCGUGUUCUACUUGUUGGCGCCGAUAUGGUUGCUUUCACAAGCCCGGGGGAUCAUCAAUACAACUGGCGAAAUAUGUCAACCCAAACACAACGGACUGAUUUCCUUUGCCGGAGGCACAAUAACCGUUGACUGGAACGGCCGCACCUUCCAGCCAUCGGCGGAGCUGCUGAACGCUACCGACGAACGCCAACUGACCAACCGCAUCGAUCGUAACGAUUCGCUGGCGAUUGUCAUGAGAAAAUGGUGCUUCCAGCUGCAUUGCAGUAACGACAUGUCACAACUGGGCUACUGUCCCCGCAUGAAUGUUACGGACUGGACAGCACCAGCGCUGCGGACGCGUGGUGUUGAGGCACUUAUUGUCGGGGGGUUUGGAGUUUAUCUGGUGUUCAUGGAAAUAAUAAUAGUAUUUAUCACGCUCGCCAGCAGCAAAGGGGAAAUAUACGCGGUGUUUUUCCUAUUCGUUCCCCACACAGCAGCGGCAGUGGCGACGGUAGUGUACCUUAUCGGAUUCUACACAGACUGGCCGCCCAUCUAUUUUGUUCCAGUAGAGGGUGACUCAAUUGCUACGCGACGCUAUUAAAAAGGGAGGAUACUGGCGUUAAGACCAGAAGUAUGUACCAUAAUUCAAUCGAGCAAAAAUUCUAAUUUGCUUAUAUACAGUAUUUUGUCAAAUGGUUUUAUCUUUCGCCAUUUUUCCCGAUAGCAGGACUAUUUGGCUGAAACAUAUUAGGUAUGUACUCUUGAUGCCGAGUAAGCGUUUAUAGGUUUGAAAAUUAACUCUCCUGCUUUCUGCAUACGCACUAGUUUGAGCCUGUACCAUUUUGCAUGCGCCAGCUUGUGUAUUUGGCUUACUUUGGCCG